Molecule: messenger RNA, 1266 nt
Organism: Suncus etruscus (white-toothed pygmy shrew)
Lineage: Eukaryota; Metazoa; Chordata; Mammalia; Eulipotyphla; Soricidae
Product: vomeronasal type-1 receptor 4-like
Exons: 4
Coding region: 1-1266 (421 amino acids)
Biological process (GO): G protein-coupled receptor signaling pathway
Cellular component (GO): membrane
Molecular function (GO): pheromone receptor activity
Source: RefSeq, a predicted model, not a curated record
AUGGGUCGCCCUGCCAGCAUGUCUCUGAUGUACAAUCAAGGGGUGAUAGCAGCCUGCGUGGACUCGCCCACUCCGGAGUCAGCUCGAGCCCGAACAGGAGCUGCAGCUGCACAGAGGCAGUCUCGUUUACCUGUGAUUGGAGAUGCAGUGAAUGCGGUGAGUUUACAGUUCCUAGCAGGGCUCAAGGGACCCUUUAUGCUCCCAGCACUCCCGUAUCAGGAAAUGUCUUUGAGUGGGGUGUCUCGGAAACUGAUUCUGGUAGCAAGCACAGACUCGGUAUCCUCAAGCAUCCAAAGAAGCAGCAUCACCAUGCUCCCAAGUGAGAUGACUUUUCGAUUUUUCCAAAUAUCCCAGAUUUGUAUCGGCAUUCUGGGGAACUCAGCGCUGUUUAUUUUCUACUCUUACACCUACUGCAUUCAGGCCCCUCUGAAGAAGCCCAUAGACCUAAUAUUCAUGCACCUGAUGCUGGUGAACACUCUCAGCAUGUUCAAGCUCAUCCCAGAAGUUAUGCCCUCCUUUUCCAUCCGUCAUUUCCUAGAUGACCUUGGCUGUAAGAUGACUGUGUACACCUUCCGGGUCAUCCGCGGUCUUCCCAUCUGCACCACCAUGCUCUUGACUCUUUUCCAAGCUGUCACCAUCAGUCCCAGCCAUUCCAAGUGGGCCUGGCUUAAAUUGAGAAUUUCAGGCUGCAUCUUCCCUUCUCUGUUUUUCUUCUGGCUCAUCAACAUGGUCACCUACAGCCACAUCAUUAGGGCUGUGGGGGCCACUGGCUAUAAUCGCUCCAUGCCAAAUGCCGGAUAUUAUCAACUAAACUGCCAGGCAAUUUCUGUUGACUAUUCAAACUCCAAGGUGAUUCUGAGUGGCAUGAUGCUUCAGGAAUUGGUCUUUGUGGUGUUCAUGGUGGGGUCCAGUCUCUACAUGGUGGCUCUCCUUUAUAGGCACCACCAGAGGGUUCGGCAUGUGCUCAGCACUCAUCUGUCCUCCCCUUCCUAUCCUGAGGUCAGAGCCACCCAGAGUAUCAUCCUGCUUGUCAGCUGCUUCAUCUUUUUCUACUGCCUGAAUAACUUCCUGACCUUCUAUAUACUUUUUAACCCUGACAAAGUUGUUGAACUGGAUCAAAUUAAUGGGGUCCUAUCCUCAGGCUACCCCACUCUCUGUCCUAUUGUGCUGCUGAGAAACACAAAGAUUCCUUUCCAGUUUCACAAAUCCAUGCUCAUGGUGAGAGCUGCCUUUGGAAAAAAGACAAGGAGCAGGAGAUGGGAAUGA